Cyphellophora attinorum is the source of this 735-nucleotide messenger RNA. RefSeq lists its product as uncharacterized. The transcript has a single exon. The record is from RefSeq and is a predicted model, not a curated record. Bases 1 to 735 code for a protein of 244 amino acids. Lineage: Eukaryota; Fungi; Ascomycota; Eurotiomycetes; Chaetothyriales; Cyphellophoraceae.
AUGUCGGCAGACGUGAAGCCCUUCCGGUUUCUCGACCUUCCAAAGGAGGUUCGCCUUGUGGUCUACGAACACCUUUUCGCAGGCUAUGUGCUGCAGGUUGGAUUUUGUGAAGAUAUCUGCAAAAUAAUCGAUGAAGAUACUGGUCCACGUCAGGAUGCUCGUCGUUCCCACGAGUACCUCGAGGCUCGAGGAUGGGGAAGGUCUAAGAGCACUCCAGCUCUUCUUGGGAUUCUCGCGACGAACAAGCUCAUACACGCCGAAGCGAUGUCUGCUUUGCAGCAAUGGGUGUCUCUCGAUAUCGGUUCUUGCUGUUUCGAGGAAACUCUGGACCGCAUCCCAUCAGAUCUGAAGCAUGUCAAGAUUGUUCACAUAGAGGAUUGGUACCUUGAUCGAUUCGAUCAUGCGAGUUAUCCGGACCUACACACACUGAUGAUCACCGUAAUUAACCCAAUCUUGCGGCCGCCGUACAUCAGCAACGAGGAGGCAGUAAGGGACGUCAUCGAAUGGGCAAUGGACGACAGCCCGGACCUUUUCGCUAUAGCGAGUUCCAGACCAGAAAUCGAGAUACUCCUCUAUUGCCACUUCCUCGGACACCCAGGACAUGUAAGAUCUUGCUGUUUCCCCUUCUCGCGCAAGGCAAUCAUUGACAAGCAUCUUCAGAUCGCAAAGGCCGACUUCCGUACGCAGGCCAUUAUCAGCCGCCAUCCCGAACCGCCUCGGGCGAGCGAUCUAUGA